Molecule: messenger RNA, 942 nt
Organism: Phialemonium atrogriseum
Lineage: Eukaryota; Fungi; Ascomycota; Sordariomycetes; Cephalothecales; Cephalothecaceae
Product: NYN domain-containing protein
Exons: 1
Coding region: 63-878 (271 amino acids)
Molecular function (GO): RNA nuclease activity
Source: RefSeq, a predicted model, not a curated record
GUUGUGACACCGAAUUACUUGAAUUAAUUACCCUGCCUCUGGAGUAAGUGAAGCACACAGCCAUGGUUGGCGAGACCACCGUCAAGCUUGCCGUCCUCAUCGACGCAGACAAUGCGCAGUCCAGCAUAGUCGGGCUCCUGCUCGCCGAGAUCUCCAAGUACGGCACCGCUUUUGUAAGGCGAGCUUAUGGUGACUGGACUGGCACCAGCCUGAAAGGUUGGAAAGACCAGCUCCUCAAGCAGUCGAUCCAGCCGAUCCAGCAGUUCGCAUACACCUACGGAAAGAACGCGACCGACGCGGCCAUGAUCAUCGACGCGAUGGACCUGCUCUACUCCAACCGGUUUGACGGCUUCUGCCUCGUCUCCAGCGACAGCGACUUCACCCGGCUGGCUGCGCGCAUCCGCGAGUCCGGGCUGAUCGUGUACGGCUUCGGCGAGCGCAAGACGCCGAAGCCUUUCGUCGCCGCCUGCGACAAGUUCGUAUACUUUGAGAACCUCGUCUCGGACGAGGAACUUGGGCCGCAAACCGACGACGUCGUCGUCACUGCCAUGCUUCAGGAGCAGACCCCGGCCACGCAGGUCACGAGCGACACUCGCGUGGUGAGGCGACUGCGCGUCGCCCUGAAAGCAGCCGAGGACGAGGACGGGUGGGCCACUCUCGCCAACGUCGGCCAGCUCGUCACUAAGCAGCAUCCGGACUUCGACCCUCGCACCUACGGGUACGCCAAGCUUAGCGAGCUGAUCACUGCCACGUGCAAGUUCGACAUCACUCGCCGCAACCCUGGAAAGGGCAAACCAGAUGUUAUCUACAUACGUGACAAGCUCUGGGUGCGUGCGACCCCUAUUAUUGGGCAACCUCCGUCUCCAGCAUCACCCUAACCCUCAGCCUCAAAGCAUCGUUAGCUUCCAUAAUCAUUUUACUGCAAAACAGCAACUCUUUUAA